CGUUUUUCUCUUCAAUUUAUUUUUUUUUGGUGUCCUCUCUCUCGAUCGUGGUCGCGAUCUUCGAUUGUUUCGCGGUUGACCCCCCCCUGUACCAUGCGGUGAUCUUUUAAUAUCGCGCGAGGUCAACCCUGAAGAAGACUUAUCGGAAAGUUCGAAACGUUGUGUGCGAUUUUUUUUUCUUAAAAAAGUGUUUUUUUUUUGUGAAAGUGUUUAAAAGUGUUUGGAUUUAUUAAUUUAAUUGGGGAUUAAGUCAGUUAGCGCACUUAAUGCCGUCCUGAUACUCACUCAAAACAACCGAAAUUUACCUGAAAAAACACCCCAAAAUGGAGGAGGAGGAGGAAGAAACUUCCCUGGAACCCCUAAACCACCUCAGAAAAACUUCGUCCACCAUCACCCUCAUACAACAAGACGUAUCCAGGACCACCUCAACCUCAACCCUAGUAGCUGAAUUAACCACAGAACAAACCACUCAACACUUAGCAGUAGCAGAAACCUUUAGCACCGAACCAACCCCUCAAUGUCAAAUAGUAACUCAACAAGCCAGCGGUGACUCAGUCGAAUCCGAAACGGAAAGCGUGAGUUUCAGGGCGAGUCCUCGCUACUCACGACUCACCACUCCUCACUCGAGCUCUAGCCAAGAGGACUACGACUCUUUACCGGUCAAAGGGCAGUUUCUCACCGCCGGAAAUCGCACUGAAACCGCCCGAAGCAUGGAGAGUCUUAAGACGGUGACUUCAAAGAGUUUUUUGAGCACCUCAGAGAGGGACAUGAGGAGGGUGUUCUCUGAGAGUACGGAAGCGAAGAGUUUGGAGACGAUUGAUCGAGAAAUGGUUCUGAAAAGGCACGCGGUGAGUGGUGAGGGAUCGGCUCUGAGUCUUAGUACGUCAUCGGAGAUUAGUGCGGAAAAGAAGAGAGGGAUGUGGUCAGGAAAGAUGCGAGUACCGCAGCACUUGAGUCUUCCUCCUCCCGCUGGUUAUUUGAGUUUGAGUCCGGGCGAGAGGAGGCUGACGAUCCUGUCGCCUCACUCGCCUCACCGCACUCCCGAGUUUAUGAGUUUGUCGCAGCAAACCACGUUGAAAACCCGCAGGAAAAAGGCGACGAUUUUACCGCGUUUGGUUUUGCCCAGGAGUGAUUCUGAUAUCAGUGAGGCGUUUUCCGAGCAAGGAUUAGAGGAUUUAGGAGGACAUGGAUCGCUGGAAUCGAAAUUCGGACGUCGGUUUUUAAGUUUCGACGUUGAAAAUGGGGCUAGCCCAGGCCGUAGCCCCUUGGACGGCAGUGCCUCACCCUCCGCGGGGCUGGUUCUCCAAAAUUUGCCCCAAAGGAGGGAGAGUUUCCUGUAUCGGUCCGAUAGUGACUUUGAGAUGUCGCCGAAAUCGAUGUCUAGGAAUUCGUCGAUUGCUAGCGAAAGAUUCAAGGAGACUGAAAACAUUUUGGACAGAUCCCACGGAGAGGAUUUAAUAGUCACUCCCUUCGCACAAGUUCUUGCCAGUCUACGGAGCGUACGCAACAAUUUUCAAUGUCUCACCAACGUACCCUCGAACAAAUCUCGACGUUCUUCUGGAGCUGCCGCGGUCACCACGCCCCAACCACGCAAUCUAAAUCCAGGAGACGAAGCAUACAUGAAACUAGCCAUGGAAACCGUAGAAGAGCUGGACUGGUGCCUGGACCAGUUGGAAACCAUCCAGACCCAUCGUUCCGUUUCCGAUAUGGCUUCAUUAAAGUUCAAACGUAUGCUAAACAAGGAACUGUCUCACUUCUCGGAGUCGAGUCGUUCCGGCAACCAGAUUUCGGAGUACAUCUGCUCCACCUUCUUGGACAAACAGCAGGAAUUGGACAUACCGUCCGUGAUCCGGAUCGAUGAGGCCCAGGAGGCCCCCAAGGGGGGCACACCGAGGGUGGAACGUCCCCGUGCCCCAACCACCAUGUCCCAGAUAUCCGGGGUGAACCGGAAACUGUGCCACACCAACUCGUUUACCGGGGAACGUUUACCCACUUAUGGAGUGGACACUCCUUUUGAGGAGGAAUUAGGAAAAUGCUUGAUGAGCAUAGACAAAUGGGGCGUGGACAUGUUCAGGAUCGGCGAACUGAGCAACGGCAGACCGUUAACCUGCGUCGCCUACACAGUGUUCACCAGCAGAGAACUUUUGAAGAACAUGAUGAUCCCCCCGAAGACCUUCAUCACCUACAUGAUGACCGUGGAAGACCAUUACGUCAAAGAGAACCCAUUUCACAAUUCCCUGCAUGCAGCAGACGUAGCCCAAAGUACCCACGUGCUACUGAACACCCCCGCCCUCGAGUCGGUUUUCACCCCGUUGGAAAUAACUGCCGCCCUAUUUGCCGCCUGUGUACACGACGUUGACCAUCCAGGACUCACCAAUCAGUUUCUGAUCAACUCGAGCUCUGAAUUGGCCAUAAUGUAUAACGAUGAGAGCGUGUUGGAGAACCACCACUUGGCGGUGGCGUUUAAGCUGCUCUCGAACGAGGGUUGCGACAUUUUCUUGAACAUGUCGAAGAAACAGAGACAGACGCUGAGGAAGAUGGUGAUCGAUAUGGUGCUGAGCACCGACAUGUCCAAACAUAUGAGUUUGCUGGCAGACUUGAAGACCAUGGUGGAAACGAAGAAGGUGGCCGGUAGUGGUGUUUUGUUGCUGGAUAACUACACCGAUAGGAUUCAGGUGCUUGAGAAUUUGGUGCACUGUGCCGAUUUGAGUAAUCCUACCAAGCCACUGCCUUUAUAUAGACUGUGGGUGGAACGUCUAAUGGAAGAAUUCUUCCGUCAAGGUGACAAAGAACGCGAGGCGAACAUGGACAUAUCCCCGAUGUGCGACCGUCACUCGGCCACGAUCGAAAAGUCGCAGGUCGGCUUCAUCGAUUACAUCGUGCAUCCGUUGUGGGAAACGUGGGCGGAUCUGGUGCAUCCAGACGCCCAAGACAUCCUGGACACCCUGGAGGAGAACCGGGAUUGGUACCAGAGCGCCAUCCCGGCCAGUCCACCGGCCGAGGAGGAGCCCGGCGGUGAUUCCCAGCAACAACGUUCCGGGAUCCGUUUCCAGGUGACUCUGGAAGAAGGCGACGCCGAAUCGGAAACGGAAUCGGCCGGCCCGAUGUGACGGAAGUUGGCGGGCCUCUGCAGGAAGAUCACUGAAAAAGUGACACAGUGGUGGCGCACUAGACCAUAAUCACAAAUAAAACACAAAUGAAGAAAGAGGCGCAGGCGCUCUCACGAUGUUUUUAGUGUUUGUGGUGCGAGUGUGCCAUGACAAGCUGCUGCUGCUGCUGCUGCCGCCCCAUCUAGCGGUUUAACCAGUCGGGGUUUAUUUGCGCAGGCGCAACGAACCCUUCCUCCCCCCCCACCCACAUCUCUCGUGUAGCUGAUAGAAGAUAUUCAUCCUAAUUAAAAUGAAAAUUUACCAAAAAAAAAAAAAAGACAGGGCGAUAUGGACUUUUAUUAUGCGUUUGUUUGGAUGCCGCCCUGCAGCGUACUGUAGAAGAAUUGAAGACUUUUUUUGAAGAUGUAUCCUUAGCCCCCCUCCCCCUUUGAUUACCUAAAUUAACGUCUACUGACUGUGCAUCUGUAAAUAUGUCACGUGGAAUUUACUGGGACAUGUCUGUCAGUGUAAUACUCAGUUUGUUUCUCCCAACUACCCAUCCUUAAAAAAAAAACCUUUGUCCCCUCCUUCCCCCUUGUAUGUAUAGGUACUAUGUGUCUUGUCAGCUAUAUAAUAAAUACAAAAGUAAAGCUCUCUCCAUUUUAAGAUUU
This is a messenger RNA of Anthonomus grandis grandis, 3760 nucleotides long. Its product is annotated as cAMP-specific 3',5'-cyclic phosphodiesterase. Gene Ontology annotation, cellular component: nucleus; cytosol; perinuclear region of cytoplasm. The coding region runs from base 324 to 3110 and encodes 928 amino acids. Gene Ontology annotation, biological process: signal transduction. The record is from RefSeq and is a predicted model, not a curated record. Gene Ontology annotation, molecular function: 3',5'-cyclic-AMP phosphodiesterase activity. The transcript is spliced from 12 exons. Lineage: Eukaryota; Metazoa; Arthropoda; Insecta; Coleoptera; Curculionidae.